This is a messenger RNA of Sphaeramia orbicularis (orbiculate cardinalfish), 3588 nucleotides long. RefSeq names its product G patch domain and ankyrin repeats 1 (gene gpank1). The coding region runs from base 949 to 2073 and encodes 374 amino acids. Gene Ontology annotation, molecular function: protein binding; nucleic acid binding. The record is from RefSeq and is a predicted model, not a curated record. NCBI's taxonomy places the organism in Eukaryota, Metazoa, Chordata, Actinopteri, Kurtiformes, Apogonidae. The transcript is spliced from 4 exons.
CAGAACGACAGAGGGUAAUGCUAACAGAGCUGCUAAAAUGGUUUCAGUUAUCUCCUUUAUUUUCAUCUCCUCGUCCUAAUUUACAGCUCCAUAGCAAGUGUUCGGAGGUAACUCGAGAUUUACUGAACUUGGACGUUCAGGCAGUUUUACUAGCAUUAUUUUAGGUCUUUAUAACUGAUUAUAGUGAUGUUAACCUAAGGCUAAUGCCCCGUUAGCUCACAGCUAAUCACAUUGCUGUUUCACGGCUGGUUUCUUUUAACUCCGUUUUAUUCCAUUGACAAGUUUUUUAAGUCAGACGUUUGUCAUUGUGGAAUGCAGUGUUUCCAGGCAAAACCGCUACUACUACAACAACUUGUAGAAAAGGUAUGUAAAACUACAUUAGCUUAGCCUGCCACCUCAUGUAUUAUUUGACGGCUCGUGAAAUACUGUAAAUUUCUCGCGUGCAUGUCAAAUAAAUAACAGUAUUAGUUUAUAGAAUGCAGCAAGUUUUAAAUGAGCAAGGCCAUACUAAAGUGAAAUUAAACACAAGAGAAAAUGAUGACUCUCUGACUUCCUAUAGCUUGACAUUACUAGCUUUGGAGCAGAAACAAUUCCAGUCAACUUUAUUAUAUAUAGUAUAACUGAACAUCUAAGACUAAGUAGUUUAUAUCUAAUUAAUAAAUGUGAAACCCUGCGUGUCAAAUUCAAUUAAGUAAUGAGUACAUUUGGAGAGAACUCACCAUAACAAACUGUAGGUGGCGUUUAUUUUCCCUCUUAGUCAGUCACUGAAGUUUAGAAGUUACAUACUAUAGGCACUAUUGGUACCAACUUGUACCAACACAGAUGGUUUGUUAAAUGUCCUAUAGGAACUGAUUAAUGGUCUGUUUCUUCCUGAGACUGGCUUUUGUUUGAGUUUUCAUGAAGUAAUUUAACUUAUUGCGUGUCGUAUUUGGAGUUACAAAUACUGCCAUGACUACUCUAGGUUUUACACCUGCCAGUGAGCAGGAUGUUUUUAGGAUUGAAAAAACAAAUCAGCACAGGUCUCCCACAGCCAGCACACUCAGUGGAGAAGAGGCCAGACAAUUCUAUGAGAAUUUAAUGAAAGAUGGCGACGGGCAGGCUGCAUCAAGGAGUGCUGAUGGGAGAGAGUGUCAAACUAGACAGAUGAACAGAGAAUCCAGCAGAAGUCAGAGGAGGAGGAGGAGGAGAGUCAGAGCUGCAGAAAUACAGAGGAGUCAAACUGUUUCUGUGGUGGAUGGAAGAGUUAGUAGGGAAGCAGACAGUAUCCAAAGCAGAGAUCUGACACCAAGAGAGAUGAGCAACUCUGAAAGGUCAGCAGAGCUUCAGGGACUCAGGCUGCUGCGUUGUGCCCACGAGGGAGACAUUUCUGGUCUGAAAGAGCUGCUUUCAAAUGGGGUCGACAUCAACUUCCAGGAUACUUUCUUGUGGACAGCGAUUAUGUGCGCAAGCUGGUCAGGACAAAGAGGUGCAGUAAAGCUUCUGCUGCAGCAAGGAGCAGCUUGGGUUGGAGUUGUUGACAUGCAGGGCAGGGAUGCCAAAGACCUGGCAAUGGAAGCGGGUCACAGUGGGGUGUUGGAAGAGUUGGAAAGUUAUGGGGAAAGUCAACAGAGAGAGACUCAAGCUGAUAACAGCGCCCCACAGUCUCACUGGUGUGAUGUGUGUUGUAAUGAGUACAGCAGCGACCUCUCGUCACAUCUUUCUUCCACCGUGCAUCAGUUCAGUUUACGACGUCCUCCUCCCACCCCCUACUACUGCCUACCCCCUUCCAGCAACAGCUACAAGAUGAUGGUUCGCUGUGGUUGGAAGCCGGGGACAGGUCUGGGCCCGGAGGGGGAGGGGCCUAAGCAGCCAGUGUCAACUGUACUGAAGAGAGACCAGAAAGGUCUAGGAUAUGGACAAACAAAAAGAGCCAAAGUGACUCAUUUCCAAGCCAGAGACCAUGAGGCAGUGAAAACACCAUCUGAGAGGAGAGAGGAGAGGGCUGGAAAAGGACAGAGGAAGGAAGAAGGCAGGAGAAAAGAGCAGCGGGACAGAAACUGGGAAAGAGAUUUCCGCACCUCGUUUUAUCUUUAGAAAGAAGCUCACAAUGUGCCUCGUGGAAGUAUCCCACAAACACAUAUGAUUUUGUACCUUCAUCAGUGAAUAGUCAACAGUUGUUAGAGGGAUUGAAAUGACAUGCAAGAGGACACACUGAGUCAGGCGCAUCAGGGACACUGGGGUUCCUGGUUGGAACCAUUAACCAGUACAACCCCAGGGCCCCUUUUCAAUGGGAAUAUUUGCCAAAAUCAGCUAAAACAAGGGCUAAUUUGUUUCAUAACAGUAAAGUAACAGAUAUACAUUUUAAAACUUACCAAGUUGGCUUAUAGUUUUACUCUUUUCUCUGGUUUCCUACUUUUUUUUUGUACUCUCAAGUUAUAGAACUCCAGGUGCCCAUAAAUGACAGCAAUAAUCCUCAUACUGAGGGGGGCAUGUCUGAGAAGUGUCAGCAUUGUGGAUGCUGAGGUGGUCUGAGGGUUCCAUCAUACAGUCUUCGGUUUGUCCCUUCACCUAAUCCAAAGUAAUUGUUUAAAAAAAAGCUGCACUGUAAACAUGAGUGCAGUGGGUGACUGGGUUCACGAUGAGCCCUGUGUUUGGACCAACAGCAGGGGGUUCUCUGGGUAAUGUUCUUUAUUCAAAACACAACACCUCUGCUAAAAGUGAUUCAUCACUUGCCACAAUCAUCUCUUUUGAUUGAUGUUAUCAGUGGAAUCUCAGUGGAAACUGGCUUCUGCAACACAAGAAAGUUUUAUUUUAAUUUGAAAAUAUUUCCGGUCAUAUGGAUGUGUGUUCACAUCUCUCCACUUUACCCACCAGAAACCCCUGUCUACUUUUCCCUUUGCUCUGACUUUGUAUGCAAUCAUGUAGCAACUUAUGUACUGGUUUGACUUGAAAGUCAUCAAGACACAACCUCAGUGAGUUGGGUGUUUAAAUAUUAAAUCUGAAAAUGGUGUACCGAGAAAAUUUGUAAGAUGUUCUGAUUUUUUACCAUAUUGAGUUAGAUCUGAGAAACUCCAAGAAAGGUUCAGUCUGAGCAGUUUCUGAGUAUUAGCGACUACAUAUAUGUUCAAAUGUGAAUGAACUAUCUCACUUUAUAACUUCAAAAAAGCAAAGUACAUAAAUGUGCUAAUAAUACCUUGUUUUUUCCCCUACACACCUAUGUACAAACCAUUCUUUAGAUUUUGGAUUAAAACAUAAAAGUGCUCUCUUUGCCAAAUCAAAACUUUAAUAAAUCUAUGGAUCUAUUUUGAAGAAAGGUUUUAGCACAGAUUUCCUUCUACACUUGUUUGUCUAAUCUGAGUCUACAUAAACGCCUACAGGUUAUGUAAUGACGAAAUGUGGCAUGGAUUCACUUCAUCUUUAUCUUGAUUGAUUAUUGCGUGAGCAAACAUAGGUGUGUUUACCGUUGACCCACUGCUCAGACUCUUUCGAAGGUUGGAUAAAGGAGUGUUCGCCUCCAUUUAUGGAAAGUCCUAAGCCUUUAUGAUCCACCCUUUUGCAUUGUCAAUAAGGAAAAGAUGUUUGUCAUCUUAAUAAAAAUGCUGAUUAAUA